AAAUAUCUGGCAUACAGAUCAUAAUAAAUGUUAAGUGAAUGGAACUUACAGGUCUUCUUUCUUGAUUGAGAUGUCUAUGAUUUUAUCUGCUUCCGUCAUUCGUGUCAGAGAUGGACUGCCCCUUUCUGCUUCUACUGACUAUGAUCAAAGCACAGGCGUGCAAGAGUGCAGAAAGUAUUUUAAAAUGCUCUCAAGAAAACUUGCUCAACUUCCUGAUAGAUGUACAUUGAAAACGGAACAUUAUAACAUUAAUUUUAUUAGCUCUCUGGGAGUGAGCUACAUGAUGUUGUGCACUGAAAAUUACCCAAAUGUUCUGGCCUUCUCUUUCCUGGAUGAGCUUCAGAAGGAGUUCAUUACUACUUAUAACAUGAUGAAGACAAAUACUGCUGUCAGACCAUACUGUUUCAUUGAAUUUGAUAACUUCAUUCAGAGGACCAAGCAGCGAUAUAAUAAUCCCAGGUCUCUUUCAACAAAGAUAAAUCUGUCUGACAUGCAGACGGAAAUCAAGCUGAGGCCCCCUUAUCAAAUUUCCAUGUGUGAACUGGGGCCAACCAGUGGAGUCAAAUCUGCAUUUUCUAUUGACUAUAAAGGUGCUGGUAAGAUUUCUUCUGCUCACCAGCGACUGGAACCAGCCACUCUGUCAGGAAUAGUGGCAUUUAUCCUUAGUCUUUUAUGUGGAGCUCUGAAUUUAAUUCGAGGCUUUCAUGCCAUAGAAAGUCUCUUGCAGAGUGAUGGUGAGGAUUUUAAUUACAUCAUUGCAUUUUUCCUUGGCACAGCAGCCUGCCUUUACCAGUGUUAUUUACUUGUCUACUACACCAGCUGGCGGAAUGUCAAAUCUUUUUUGACUCUUGGUUUAAUCUGUCUGUGCAACAUGUAUCUCUAUGAACUACGCAACCUCUGGCAGCUUUUCUUUCACGUGACUGUGGCAGCAUUUGUCACACUACAGAUCUGGCUAAGGCAAGCCCAGGGCAAGGCUCCUGACUAUGAUGUCUGAGAACACCAUUCUUCAGAUAUAAUGUCUUGGCUUCAGGAGGGUAAAGGAAGGAGCAUAUCUUAACUGCCACCGUGAUGAAGACACUCACCACAAACGAGAAGCUCUGAUUUCUUUCUCUCCACUGUCCUUUUUGUUUUAAGUCAGCAUGACAUGCCUGUGAGCAUGCAAUAUCUGCUAAGCAAAAUCCUCUCAGAAGAAUAUUGGCUGUGGGAUUAUUAUUUAAAGGAGGAAGAGAAGACUUUUUUGUACAGGGCAAUAACAAUGGAAGAAGUCAGACACCUUUGGAAAACGUUUCAACAGUUCUGAAUCUUUGCUGAAGAGUUCACUCAAUAUACAUGAAAAAUUGACUCUUAAGGACCAAGCAGGAGCUCUACAACCUGGGGAAUGUCUUUGCGAGGCAUUAGAAUAGACCAAAUAAAGAGAUGCUACAAUAAGUUGGAUAGUUAUAUAUGUUUGAAGCAGUUGCCAAAUAUUAGGUUAUUUGCACAUGGUUCUGAGAAUUUAUAAAGUCCAGGGUGAUGUGAAGUUGAUUUUUUUUCCUUUAUAGUUUGCUUGAAUCUUAACUCUGGAAAUCACCUGAUAUAGAAGUCUGUGGUGACCUCAUCUCUUGAAUAUUACAAGUAUUAAAAAUACAGUGACAUUUCUAGACCGCAUUAGUCACUUGUUUAAAACCACAUCUUAAAAAUAUGAUUCAUUGGACUGUUCUCCUUGUUUCCCAAACUUCAAUCACUUGAAUACUAUACGUACUACUACUUAACUUAACAUUUAUCCUUUAAAAUAUUUUUAAGAGAAACGAAUCUCUAUUCCAAGUGGAAAACCACUGUCAGUUCGUUAUAAAUAAAAGGCAACUACAAAAUAAAUAAAAUGAAAACUAGUUAUUAUAUAUUAUUAAAUUAUAGUAAGAUAUUAUGCCUGCCAAGAAUCAAGGACUUCUGCUCACUCUUUGUGUAUUGAGAGAAAUGUUACCCAUCAUCAAAACGGGUCUCUCUUUGUGGAAUUAACAGAAAAUUGUAAUGGAAAUGACAUUCACACUGUGAUUCAGCAUUAUUUAAUUCUAUGUUGUGUGUCACCUAACAUCAUCUUGUGUGCCACAAGUUCCGAAGGUGACUUCUCCUAGCAACUCAUUAUUUUAUGACUUUGCGGAGUUACACACCUAGUCUCCUGGAGAAGUUCUUGCUAUUUGAUAGCAUUAUAAAGAUUGUUAAGCAGAUGUGAAUUUUAAUAAUAGGGGAAGCACAGUUUAAUUCCAUUAACAAAAUCUAGACUGCACCUGGUUUUGGAAGUCAUCUUCAUGAGUGGUUUUAUUUUGGUUUUUAAAGAAAAAUAUUCAAAAUAAGGAAUUCAUAGGUAUUGAAAUUUGAAAUCCAGGAAAACAGUGGACCCAUUACAUAUCAUUCAUGUUACUGGACAUAUUAAGUAGAAGAAAUAGAAGAGCAAAGUCAUUGAACUACCUUGUUUACCUGAAUCAAUAUAUGUCUGUAUGUCUACAACUCUAAAAUCUUACUUAAUUAAAGCCUUUUUGCUGUGUACGCCUCUUAAAAGAAUGAGGCAAAAGGAAAACAAUAAGUUUAUGACAUCAGGGAUUUAUUUAAAACAAGAAACUAAUUCACUCCAAUUUUCUAUCUAUAAUAAGACUGUGCAGAAAUUGUGUAUAUUCUGGUUUCACAUGCUCCUAAAUCAUCAAACUAAAAUUUUUGUGUUUGACAUUUUGUACUUACUGAGCAAGAAAGCAAAGUAGUUCAAUUUAGAACAUUUUUCAAAACUGAUGGUUAAAAGUAGAUAAAUUUUCUUGUAAAUAGUUAACCAGGUAGUAGGAGCUUCUGGUUAAUUGUGAUUUUGUAUUGUAUUGAUAUUUUAUCAUUCCUUAGCAAUUUGGUUCUUUUAAACAUUGAAUUAGUGAGUUAUAAUGUUUAA
Molecule: messenger RNA, 2908 nt
Organism: Condylura cristata (star-nosed mole)
Lineage: Eukaryota; Metazoa; Chordata; Mammalia; Eulipotyphla; Talpidae
Gene: SEC22A
Product: SEC22 vesicle trafficking protein homolog A (S. cerevisiae)
Exons: 7
Coding region: 71-994 (307 amino acids)
Biological process (GO): endoplasmic reticulum to Golgi vesicle-mediated transport
Source: RefSeq, a predicted model, not a curated record